AUGUCCUAUACAACCGGAAUGGUAUGGGUUGCUUAUCCGUCUCCUAGGUCCGAGGCCGAAUUAGGUAUACACAUUCGAAAAGCGACAAACACCGACGAAACUGCCCCGAAACGCAAGCAUGUGCGCGCCUGCAUUGUCUAUACCUGGGACCACAAAUCGUCCCAGUCGUUUUGGGCGGGCAUGAAAGUGUACGUUGAUGAUCCCCCAAUCCUCGCCGAUGAGGUGCAAACAUUCAAGGCUCUAAUCACGGUUCACCGAGUAUUGCAGGAAGGCCACCCUCAGGUACUGAGGGAAGCAUUGGCGAACCGUGGCUGGAUUGAUGGCUUGAACAGAGGGCUAGCCGGCGAGGGUGUCCGAGGCUAUGGCCCCUUAAUCCGAGAAUACGUCUAUUUCCUCCUUGCGAAGCUCUCAUUCCACCAGCAACACCCGGAAUUCAAUGGAACAUUCGAGUACGAAGAGUAUAUCAGCUUGAAGGCAAUCAAUGAUCCGAACGAGGGCUACGAGACGAUCACCGACUUGAUGGCCUUGCAGGAUAAGAUUGAGCAGUUUCAGAAACUCAUCUUUUCUCAUUUCAGAAACGUUGGAAACAACGAAUGUAGGAUCUCGGCUAUUGUACCAUUAGUCCAAGAAAGCUAUGGUAUCUACAAAUUCAUUACUAGCAUGCUGCGUGCCAUGCACUCCACAACUGGCGACAACGACGCAUUAGAACCCCUUCGAGAACGUUAUAAUGCGCAGCAUUAUAGAUUGGUCAAAUUUUACUAUGAAUGCUCCAACCUACGAUAUUUAACUGGGCUCAUUACUAUUCCGAAACUUCCCCAGGACCCUCCCAAUCUACUAGCUGAUGACGAAGAUGCGCCAGCACUGCCCGCCCGCCCGAAGCAAGAGAUUGAACGCGCGCCUACUCCAGUCCAGGAACCAAAGUCAGAAGAACCUGAUCAGAUUGCUGAAUUUUGGCAAAGUGAGCUCGACCGUCAGAACCGAGAAUACGAGGAACAGCAGCGGGUACUACAAGAACGUCAACAGCAAGCUCUCCAAGCUCAGCAACAGGCUCAAUUGCAGGCCCAACGAGACUUCGAAGAGCAGCAGAGGCGUUUGGCUGAGCAGCAGCGAAGAGAGCAAGAAGCCCUGAUGAACCAGCAGUUUCAGAUGCAAACACAAGGACGAUUAGCUGAGCUCGAGCAAGAGAACUUGAAUGCAAGGGCACAAUAUGAGCGCGACCAACUGAUGCUUCAACAAUACGACCAAAGAGUGAAAUCUUUGGAGGGAGAGCUGGCGCAAAUUCAGAACAAUUAUGGCCAGCAAUUGAAUAGCAGAGAUGACCAGAUUCGUUCACUCCAAGAACAAGUGAACACAUGGCGUACGAAAUAUGAAGCUUUAGCUAAGCUUUACUCACAACUACGACAUGAGCAUCUUGACCUACUACAGAAAUUCAAGUCGGUUCAAUUGAAGGCGGCAUCUGCGCAGGAAGCAAUUGAGAAACGCGAGAAGCUUGAGCGAGAAAUCAAAACCAAGAACUUGGAGUUAGCAGACAUGAUUCGGGAGCGAGACCGAGCGUUGCACGACCGAGACCGGUUGACAGGCAGUAACAAAGAUGAAGUCGAGAAACUCAAGCGAGAAUUGCGCAUGGCGAAUGAGCGGGCCGAUAACCUGGAACGAGGAAAAGGCAACGAGCUAUCUUCAAUGCUUGCGAAAUACAACCGUGAAAUGGCGGAUCUUGAAGAGGCGCUGCGCACAAAAUCUCGCGCCUUGGAAGAUGCCCAAGCUAAGAUGCGCGAUGGCAGCUCGGACCUAGAGCAACUCCUCCGUGAGAAAGAGGAAGAGCUCGAGGUCUACAAAGCUGGCAUGGAUCAAACUUUGAUUGAAUUAAAUGAGCUGAAGCUCAACCAGGGUGAUACAGACAUUGCCAUAGACGGCCAGCUUGAUGCUAUAAUCAUGGCCAAUUUGGACAAGAUCAACGAUAUCAUCGACUCUGUGCUACAAGCAGGUGUUGCACGGGUUGACGAUGCGUUAUAUGAACUAGAUUCGACAAUGCAAGCGGGUAACCAGAACGCUUCACCGCAGUAUGUCUUGUCUCAAAUCGAGAAGGCCUCUGCCAGCGCCAUGGAGUUUGCGACAGCCUUCAACAACUUCAUUGCAGAUGGGCCGAAUGCCACUCACGCUGAAUUGAUCAAGGCCAUCAAUGUCUUCUCAGGUUCUGCUGCCGACGUCUGCAGCAACACGAAAGGUCUAACCCGUCUUGCGACUGAUGAAAAGAAGGGUGACCAACUCAUGAAUGGAGCACGAGUGGCUGCCCAGUCUGCAGUGAAAUUCUUCCGCGGACUUCAAAGCUUUAGACUAGAAGGAAUGGAUCCUAUUCAAAAGACAGAUGUCGUUAUUAACAGUAAUAACGAUGUGCAAAUGAACCUCCAAAAGCUGAAUAAACUAGUCGAGACAUUUGCGCCUGGCUUUGGCCGCUUGACGAACAACAAGGGAGAUCUGGGUGAAAUCGUUGACAAUGAGCUUAGCAAGGCAGCCGAUGCUAUUGCGGCGGCGGCGGCUCGCCUGGCGAAGCUGAAGAAUAAGCCUCGUGAUGGCUACUCUACGUACGAGCUUAAGGUCAACGAUACUAUUUUAGAUGCUGCCAUGGCAAUUACCAAUGCAAUUACCCAGCUCAUCAAGGCGGCUACAGCCACGCAGCAAGAAAUUGUUCAGGCUGGCCGAGGAUCAUCUUCAAGAACAGCUUUCUACAAGAAGAACAACCGAUGGACCGAAGGACUUAUCUCUGCGGCGAAGGCUGUCGCGUCUUCUACAACCACGCUUAUUGAGACUGCCGACGGUGUCAUCUCUAACCGUAACAGUCCAGAGCAACUGAUUGUUGCAUCAAAUGAUGUGGCUGCGUCUACAGCCCAGCUUGUCGCUGCCAGCCGUGUCAAGGCUGGCUUUAUGAGUAAGAGCCAAGAGAACCUCGAGCAGGCUAGCAAGGCAGUUGGUGCCGCGUGUAGAUCUCUAGUCAGGCAGGUGCAGAAUAUGAUCAAAGAUCGCAACCAGGAAGAGGAGGCCGUUGAUUAUUCUAAGCUCGGAACUCACGAAUUCAAAGUUCGUGAGAUGGAACAACAGGUCGAAAUCCUCCAGCUUGAGAACGCCUUGUCGGCAGCUCGACACCGUCUCGGUGAGAUGCGCAAGAUCUCUUAUCAGGAAGAGUAG
Molecule: messenger RNA, 3183 nt
Organism: Xylaria bambusicola
Lineage: Eukaryota; Fungi; Ascomycota; Sordariomycetes; Xylariales; Xylariaceae
Product: ANTH domain-containing protein
Exons: 4
Coding region: 1-3183 (1060 amino acids)
Biological process (GO): actin filament organization; clathrin coat assembly; endocytosis
Cellular component (GO): actin cortical patch; clathrin-coated vesicle
Molecular function (GO): clathrin light chain binding; clathrin-cargo adaptor activity; phosphatidylinositol-3,5-bisphosphate binding
Source: RefSeq, a predicted model, not a curated record